AACGCAAAAGCGAACCCCAAAAUGGCCAAAUUCAGUGGGAAAAAAUGUCGCCUCUUGACGGUGAUGUCGUUGACGGUGUUUUUCUUCUUUGUCGAAAUCGUCGUCGGCUAUCUGACGAACUCGAUGGCCCUGGUGGCCGACAGUUUUCACAUGCUGGGUGAUAUAGCGGCGCUAGUGAUUUCCUUCCUUUCGAUUAAGAUGUCACCAAAGAAGUGGUCGAAAAACACAUUCGGUUGGGCACGGGCGGAAGUGCUCGGUGCGCUGGUGAAUGCAGUAUUCUUAGUGGCACUUUGCUUCAGUAUUACUAUCGAGGCGUGUAAGAGAUUCAUCGAGGUGGAACAUAUCCACGAGCCCGAGCUGCUGAUUGCGGUCGGUGUGAUUGGACUGUUGGUGAAUCUGCUCGGCCUUUGCCUAUUGCACAAGCACGGGGGAGGACACAUUGGACAUUCGCACGGUGGUGGACUGUCGCAGGCAAAGCAGAUAAGCGGUUCGCAUGGUAACCUGGGCAAUACGGACGACAACGAAGACAAAUCAUUCAUGUAUCAGCAGAAUGGUACGGCGGCGAAAAAACCAUCCCACCAUGGCCAUUCGCACGAUUCCUCGCAGAUGAAUAUGCGUGGCGCUUUCCUGCACGUGCUAAGCGAUGCACUCGGCAGCGUGGUCGUGAUCAUCAGUGCGUUGAUUGUUAAAUUCACCGACUGGAAGUACAAACUGUACAUGGAUCCGGCCCUAUCGGUGCUGCUGGUAGCGCUGAUCCUGAACUCCGUGUGGCCUUUGCUGCGUGAAUCGGCGCUCAUACUGCUGCAAACCGUCCCGACGCACAUACAGGUCGAUGCGAUACAGCGCCGGCUGCUCGAAAAGGUGGACGGUGUGCUGGCGGUGCACGAGUUCCACGUGUGGCAGCUGGCCGGUGAUCGGAUCAUUGCGUCGGCACACAUCCGGUGCCGCAAUCUGUCCGAGUACAUGAAGAUUGCCGAACGGGUGAAAGAAUUCUUCCACAAUGAGGGCAUCCACUCGACCACGAUACAACCGGAGUUUGUUGAGAUCGAGGCACUUAAUAGCUAUUCAGGUUCGGACGGGUUUUCAAACAGCUUGAAUGGCAGUGCAACACAGGACUGUUGUGCCCUAGACUGUCCAACGACGGAUGAAAGUAGUUGUAUCAAAGCUACAUGCUGCCAAAACAACAAUAACAUUAAGAAUCAACCAUCAUCACCGACACCCUCGCCCUUCUUAUGCCGCCAAAGAAGUUCCAGAAGCGGGAACGAUGUAGAAUCUGGUUCUCUGCUUGAUCAGCACAAUCGAACAGCAUCGAACGACGAUGCGCUGCCAAAAAUUACUGUCUGACAGACAAAUCCCUUAAACAGUACCAACCCUAAGGCCCAUCUAUCAUCAUCCAUCGGAACGCGCGGCACCG
Molecule: messenger RNA, 1414 nt
Organism: Anopheles maculipalpis
Lineage: Eukaryota; Metazoa; Arthropoda; Insecta; Diptera; Culicidae
Gene: ZnT63C
Product: zinc transporter 1
Exons: 9
Coding region: 22-1344 (440 amino acids)
Biological process (GO): zinc ion transmembrane transport; detoxification of zinc ion; intracellular zinc ion homeostasis
Cellular component (GO): membrane
Molecular function (GO): zinc ion transmembrane transporter activity
Source: RefSeq, a predicted model, not a curated record